GGAAAUGCUUAAAUCGCUGGCGACUUCUUAUGACUGGCAGCGCAGCGGCCGGCCAUCAGCAGUCACAAGAUGGUUCACAAGCCCCUCCGGUCGUAAGCAGUCACAAGUGUGUGAACUGCCAAAAUUUGUUCCUUUAUGACAGUACUUUCAUCUUGUGCCUACCAAAACUCUCUGCAGACAUGCUCCUAGCGAACACAUAUGUGUGCUUCGAACAGGUCCGCAGACUGUUUUGGUAGACACAAGAAACGCGCCUCAGACGGUGUUUGCAGUUUGUCUUUUGCUUGCUGUACGAGCAGUGUGACUGGGACUUUGCGGAGCGAGUCAAGAAAACUACUGCAGAUGAUUGGUCUGCUAACGCCGAGCUAACCGGAAACGCUCUUAAAUGUGAGCAACCCUUCGUUGCCUAGGAAGGAGGGCCAGCCACCAGCCAGGUCAACUUUUACAGUGCAAGACCUUUGGGCUACAUUUUUUCCCAGAUGAAUGGGUCAAACAAGUCGGAUCAAAUAAGGAAUGGCCACAGCUCAGCCAACUACAUGCAACAUUUUUAUUCCCUUCCCUACCUUUGUUUGCCGACACACCGUGCGCGUUUUGUUCACAUGUAAUUUCCAAAACCUAUGGCGGUGAUGUGCCGUACAGUUGUUGGUUCUGUGGCAUGCCUGCCUUUUUUUCAGCACUACAGAGCGGGAGUGACGUAACUAAACCUCACUCUUUGAUCGUAUUUAGUUGUGUCUGUCGAUUUGUGUGGGACUGUAUUGAUGUAAUACUUUACCGCAUGUUCGAGGUGAAGUGAAACUUUUGAAGUAUGUAUUUAAUAGAGAAGGAUUGCCUUUAUGGAUGAUUCACGUGCAAUUUUUACAAUUAAUUUUUUCGGGAUUUUCAGUAUUCAGUUUGAUGCCCGUGUUUUUUCGUGAUAUGAUUAUUUUACGCUUUGAAUUACACUGCAAUACGAAUGUAAACCCCUGAAUUUCUCUACUUCAUCAGCAUGAUGUGUAUAUGUUUGCUUGUUCUUUAAGUUCGUUCUGAUUGGGCUUCUGUAUUGGUGUAGUAUAAAAAAAUGAUACUAAAGAAAAUUUGGUCUUCAGUCCUAACAGAACUUGCCCACGCAGCAUUCGACUCCGAAGGCCAGAGAACGGACUGCGAGGACAAGGGGGUGGAGCCCUCCUUCCAAGGAGCCGAAUUGCAGAGGCAACCAUGGAAGAUGGACCAGGAGGGGAGGACAGACGGCAGUGCGACUUCUGAUCCCAAUCUUAUGGUGCCCACAGAACUAACAACACCAGCAUUCGACUCCGAAGGCCAGAGAACGGACUGCGAGGACAAGGGGGCGGAGCCCUCCUUCCAAGGAGCCGAAUUGCAGAGGCAACCAUGGAAGAUGGACCAGGAGGGGAGGACAGACGGCAGUGCGACUUCUGAUCCCAAUCUUAUGGUGCCCACAGGACUAACAACACCAGACUGCAUCGGAGCAUGCUAUGGCGACAAAGUGGAUACCUUUGACCGUGACAGCCGCAGAGGUGACACCUCUCCCCAGACCAACAAUUCGGGCCCACACAAGCAGCAGACGCACCGAGGACCGAACAAGCACCCGUGCCGCUUCUGUCCUUACUCAUUCUCUUCCGCCACGGCUGUCGCCAUUCACGAGAGGACUCACACUGGCGAGAGGCCCUUCAGUUGCGAUACCUGCGAAAAAACGUUUGCGGAUAAGUCUCGCUUGAUAUCUCACGUUAAAAUUCACACCGGAGAGAAGCCGUUCAAGUGCAGCACGUGCGGCAGGGCAUUUCGUCAUAAAAACACCUUGGUGGAUCACGAAAGGAUUCAUACAGGAGAGAAGCCGUUCAGGUGUAACACGUGCAGCAGGGCGUUUACUCAGAAAAGGAACUUGGUGGAUCACGAAAGGAUUCAUACAGGAGAGAAGCCGUUCAGGUGUAACACGUGCAGCAGGGCGUUUACUCAGAAAUGCAACUUGGUGGGUCACGAAAGAAUUCAUACAGGAGAGAAGCCGUUUAAGUGCGAGACCUGCGGUAGAGCGUUUGCGGCUGACACAAAUUUAUACAGUCAUCAGAAGAUACAUCGCAUGUGAUCGAAACCCUUACGUGCAUCGUAGUUGUGAAAGGGGUUUAAACGAAAUACUCGAGCACCGACGUGUGUUCAUAUGGCUUGGCGAUAGGCCUGCAGGGGUUCUACAUGCGAGCAGUGUGUGUUUCACAUGGUUCAAAGUGUUUCAGCCUCUUAUUUACAGUAUAAACGCAGAUAAAAAAAUGUGAAUUUACCUUAGACGAAGCGACCAGAGUUCUUUUUUGUACACGAAAAAAAGAAAAUACUUGAAGCCUAAUCUUUUUUUAUUAAUUUAUAGUCAUUGAUCAUGUGAUGCAUCUGGAAACUCUGGGUUGUCUGUAGGGUCACUUAUGUUCCUUACAGGUCGGCCUACUCAUGACCAUAAAUAUAAAAACUUAUAAAAUAACUAAGGUCUUUCAAUAGCAGCAAUCUUGAAUAUUGCAAAUGUUAAGAAAAGUACAAGAAAAACCGAGUAAUGCGGAGGGGUCAACAUAAUUUUAAGAUGUAAAAAUAAAACUAUAUUCGAAACUAUUUAAAACACCAAGCUGGGAACUAAUGCUUUACUCAUAGGACUGCAACAGUAUAUACGUGACUCGAAGAUUUAGAAAUGCAGUGUAAUUUCCUAUCUCAUUUCGUGAUAUUCUUCGUCCUUUUUCUUUUUGAUUGGUUUGAGUAUCUUAAUUCUGAUGGUAUCAUUCAAUGUGCUUGCUACAUGAAAUACUUGUAUGUAUGUUUUCCUUUUGCGUGAUUUUUUUUUUGCACAUUCAUGAAGACGGCUCUGAUCAUUUAGGAUAUCCAUACUUUUAGUGCUAUUCAUUUGGUGUUCAUAUAUACUUUGUUUCACCCUAGGCAAGAGCGCGGACAACGUUAUGAGUUGGAGGGCCAAUAAAACGGUGCAGAAAGCGCAACGCCAUGGCGUGCUCUCUGCGCUUGAUAAGACUAGCCGGUGGAGGAGCACGCACAGAGAUGGCGAAUACUGGCUAGUCCUAUAGUCCUAUGAACGGCAGAGAACUCGUCAUGGCUCUGUGCCUCUUUCGCUGUUUGAUUGACCCUUCGGCUCAUAACAUCGGCCACGCUCGGACCUAAGCUGAAACGAAGUACGGUUUCACUCGAAUUCGGCAGGCCUUUAAAUAUUCGAAAUUCCUCUUGUAGUAGACGGAUCAUAUACAUGUGUUGUACUAAAGGCAUAAUUGACUUCAUUGUGUAUAUUCAUGUAUCUAAAAACUGUAUAUGCAUAAUCCAUCUAAAUAGGUCUCAAUCUGCACUGAGUGUACAGUGGUUGUCACUAUUGUCCAAUGUGCCAGAGUUGAUGGAGGUGGAGUCCUGUUCCCAAACAGAAAAACGGGCAAAAUCGCUACUGCAAAAACUAUGCAUUGCACAAAAAAGAACCCUGAUCCCAUAGUGGUGUGUGUCCGAGGAAAAUUGCUAGAGCUCAAUAUAAUGGGAUAUUUAAUAAAUUCUGAGUACUUAAAUUGUUAAAUAUUAGUCUUAAAGGGAUGGUUUCAAAGAUAAAAUUGCUCGGCAUCAUCGAGAACGAAUAAAUGCACCCAUGUUAUAAUGGCAUGAGGCACGCGCAGCAUUUUACGGCGUUCUGAAACAAUGCCCACUUUGGACACGUAUCUGGCUCUCGGUUUCUUAUCGGAGGGCAUCUCCUCGUGGUCAAUCUCGCCUCCCGGUUGCCCGCGCGGAGAUGCACUUCGAUAAGAAGCCGAAAACAAGACAGGCUUCCUAAUUGGGUGUUUCUUCAGAAGGCCGUAAAAUGCUGCGCGUGCCUCAUAUCAUUGUAGUGUGGGUGUUUUAUCGUAGUAUUCGGUGAUGCUCAGCAAGAUUCUAUUUGAAAUCAUGCGUUUAAAAUAAAUAAUUAGCAAUUCAUUUAUUAAAUAAAAUACUCACCCAAUUUUACUGAAUGCUAAAAGUUUUUCUUGAUGGCAGGUGCAAAGGGCCAAAGCCGCCAGGGUGGUGGAAGCUACGAGCCCGUUGGACCAGUCAUACGUCGAUCUUUCGAAGCAUGCCCACGCUCCCAGCCAUAUCCACGCAGAGGGCGUGGUCAGGCGACACAAGGGAGGCGGUUGUCUGGUCCGGCAAAUAUGUAGCUCCCGCCGCACUGUCGGCUUCAAGGGGCUGUGCAACGAUUUAGGGUAUUGGGCUUUCGGCACCUGUGGGACCCAAGCACUAUUGUGCCCGUUACACAAAACAUGUAACAAACUAGCGUCACUCAUUAGAUCGUCAAAACUUAACGAGUUCUGAUAUUCGUUACCGUCCUAAGAACGUAACAAUAUACCGUUGCGGUUACUUUUAAAAAAGAAUGAACGUUACUUUUGCGCCAAUUUGAAUAUUACUCAUAUUCGACAGUGAAAGGCCGAGGAUAUGAACUUAGACGACAGUUCAACUUCUAUGGAGUCAUUUCUUUGUGUGUUAUUAGUUUGUAAGAUUUGUUGCAUAUGUUUAUUAUUUUGAAAACUGGCUUUAUUGACUGUGCUCUCUUUUAUUUUCUCUUUUUCGCAAAUAAUUCAUUAAUUUUUUGCACGACAAUAAGGGCUCAGCAAUAAACUUUGGUUGAAUCAACCGCUGGUUUGAACAAAGAAGUAACCACAUGUCGCCAAACUUUUUCCCCAUUUGAAGGGAUACACUCUUGGGAGUAUUUAUAGGUACUCCCAUGAAAAUGGUGUGUAAUGCAUUAUAUUACAGUAUACCCCUUUUUCUUGAGAAUGUUGCAAAGGCUCUCAGAUUUGACUGUUUUUGAAAGUCGGCGAACCAGCGCACUCUGUUGGGCACGCGCAGAGUGGAGAUUGCAAACAGCUUCGCUGAUUCUUUCAGGAGUUUGUUCUGAAAGCCCUUAAAAUCCAGUUUUAAGUGCACCUAAAGCAGGGCUAUUAAACCUGUGCCACGAAGCAGUCCGCACAUGAAGAAAUUGAUAAAAAAUGAAAAGUUAGUUACAAGGACUUACAACUAGGGUUAUCUCACAUACAACUAGGGUUAACACUUCCGACGAAUUCUUGAUAGGUAUUUUCUUCUCCAGAUUUUUCUCCUUGCUUUUAUUAAUAUAUUUUCUUUCUUUUUUUUUACUAUGGCACAAUUAUUUAGGUCGAAAAGACAGCUUUGAACUUCCGAACCACUAAGCAUGUGACGAGUAGUGCCUUUUGACAAGUUUCUAACAAUGACCAUCUAAGCGAUCUUUUAUGCAGUGAAGAGCAACAAUAGCUAUACAUAUGCAUAAAUAAUUUCAGAUUAAAAUAAGCUGAAAUAAAAUACAGGUGUUCGUUUUUCAAUUAAACUUGAGGAAGAAAACAAGGGUGAGAGACAAAUGUUGUCUUCCUCAAGUUUAAUUAUCCCUACCAACCCGCUCCUUCUGUCCUAACAUCAUUUUUUAAGUUUUCGGAAGAUGUAACGAGUAACGUAAUUAUGUUACCCGUUACUUGAAAUAACUAACGUGGGUACAUUACCCGUAAAUGUCAUGGAAAAGUAACGAUUACGUUACCAUGUUACUAACAAAAGGAAGACGUUACCGGUAACAACGUUACUUGUAACGUUACCGCAAACACUGCAGCGGCGGCUUGACUUCCCUUCCGCAUUUGGUUAGCAGAAUGUGCAAGUCACCACAGCUGCCGCACCAUGGGGCUGCCAGUGUCAAGUCUUUAAUGAUGGCCUGUGGACAUUUACAAGCAUUGCAAAUGAACCUUUUUAACACCUCAAAUGAAUGAAUACCCACUGUAGGCCGCACGGGCAUAAUGUAGGUCUGCUGGACCAUGUUUAGAAAUAUAAAAAAUGCGCCGACCUUUCUUGCUCUGUCGUGUCAUCCCAACAGACUCCAUCAGAGCAUGCUCUGGCGACAAAGUGGAUACCUUUGACCGUGACAGCCGCAGAGGUGACACCUCUCCCCAGACCAACAAUUCGGGCCCACACAAGCAGCAGACGCACCGACGACCGAACAAGCACCCGUGCCGCUUCUGUCCUUACUCAAGCUCUUCCACCACGGCUGUCGCCGUUCAUGAGAGGACUCACACUGGCGAGAGGCCCUUCAGUUGCGAUGCCUGCGAAAAAACGUUUGCGAAUAAGUCUCACUUGGUAUCUCACGUUAAAAUUCACACCGGAGAGAAGCCGUUCAAGUGCAGCACGUGCGGCAGGGCAUUUAGUCAUAAAAACACCUUGGUGGAUCACGAAAGGAUUCAUACAGGAGAGAAGCCAUUCAGGUGCAACACGUGCAGCAGGGCGUUUACUCAGAAAUGCAACUUGGCUGGUCAUGAAAGAAUUCAUAGAGGAGAGAAGCCGUUCAGGUGCAAAACUUGCAGCAGGGCGUUUACUCGGAAGUACCAGUUGGCGAAUCAUGAGAGGACUCACACCGGAGAGAAGCCGUUUAAGUGCAAGACCUGCGGUAGAGCGUUUGCGACUGAUGCCAAUUUAUACAGUCAUCAGAAGAUACAUCGCAAGUGAUUGAAACCCUUACGUGCAUCAUAGUUGUGAAAGGGGUUUAAACGAAAUACUCGAGCAUCGACGUGUGUUCAUUUGGCUUGGCGAUAGGCCUGCAGGGGUUCUACUUGCGAGCAGUGUGUGUUUCACAUGGUUCAAAAUGUUUCAGCCUCUUAUUUACUGUAUAAACACGGAUAAAAAAAUGUGAAUUUACCUUAGACGAAGCGACCAGAGUUCUUUUUUGUACACGAAAAAAAGAAAAUACUUGAAGCCUAAUCUUUUUUUAUUAAUUUAUAGUCAUUGAUCAUGUGAUGCACCUGGAAACUCUGGGUUGUCUGUAGGGUCACUUGUGUUCCUUACAGGUCGGCCUACUCAUGACCAUAAAUAUACAAACUCAUAAAAUAACUAAGAUCUUUCAAUAGCAGCAAUCUUGAAUAUUGCAAAUGUUAAGAAAAGUUCAAGAAAAACCGAGUAAUGCGGAGGGGUCAACAUAAUUUUAAGAUGUAAAAAUAAAACUUUAUUCGAAACUAUUUAACACACCAAGCUGGAAACUAAUGCUUUACUCAUAGGACUGCAACAGUAUAUACGUGACUCGAAGGUUUAGAAAUGCAGUGUAAUUUCCUAUCUCGUUUCGUGAUAUUCUUCGUCCUUUUUCUUUUUGAUUGGUUUGAGUAUCUUAAUUCUGAUGGUGUCAUUCAAUGUGCUUGCUACAUGAAAUACUUGUAUGUAUGUUUUCCUUUUGCAUGAUUUUAUUAUUUUUUUUGCACAUUCAUGAAAACGGCCCUGAUCAUUUAGGAUAUCCAUACUUUUAGUGCUAUUCAUUUGGUGUUCAUAUAUGCUUUGUUUCACCCUAGGCAAGAGCGCGGACAAUGUUAUGAGUUGGAGGGCCAAUAAAACGGUGCAGAAAGCGCAACGCCAUGGCGUGCUCUCUGCGCUUGAUAGGACUAGCCGGUGGAGGAGCAGGCACAGAGAGAUGGCGAAUACGGGCUAGUCCUAUAGUCCUAUGAACUGCAAAGAACUCGUCAUGGCUCUGUGCCUCUUUCGCUGUUUGAUUGGUCCUUGGGCUCGUAACAUCGGCCACGCUCGGACCUAAGCUGAAACGAAGCACGGUUUCACUUGAAUUCGUCAGGCCUUUAAAUAUUCGGAAUUCCUCUUGUAGUAGACGGAUCACACACAUGUGUUGUACUAAAGGCAUAAUUGACUUCAUUGUGUAUAUUCAUGUAUCUAAAAAAUGUAUAUGCGUAAUCCAUCUAAAUCGCUCUCAAUCUGCGCUGAGUGUACAGUGGUUGUCACUAUUGUCUUAUGUGCCAGAAUUGAUGGAGGUGGAGUCCUGUUCCCAAACGUAUAAAACAUUUGUUUUGACAUAUAUACUGUGUGUUUCCGGAAAAACGGGCGAAAUCGCUACUGCAAAACUAUGCAUUGCACAAAAAAGAAGCCUGAUCGCAUAGUGGUGUGUGUCCAAGAAAAAUUGCUAGAGCUCAAUAUAAUGGAAUAUUUAAUAAAUUCUGAGUACUUAAAUUGUUAAAUAUUAGUCUUAAAGGGAUGGUUUCAAAGAUAAAAUUGCUCGGCAUCAUCGAGAACGACUAAAUGCACCCAUGUUAUAAUGGCAUGAGGCAUGCGCAGCAUUUUACGGCGUUCUGAAAAAAUGCCCACUUUGGACACGUAUCUGGCUCUCGGUUUCUUAUCGGAGAGCAUCUCCUCGUGGUCAAUCUCGCCUCCCCAUUGCCCGCGUGGAGAUGCACUUCGAUAAAAGCCGAAAACAAGACAGGCUUCUAAAUUGAGUAUUUCUUCAGAACGCCGUAAAAUGCUGCGCGUGCCUCAUAUCAUUGUAGCGUAGGUGUUUUAUCGUAGUAUUCAAUGAUGCUCAGCAAGAUUCUAUUAGAAACCAUGCGUUUAAAAUCAAUAAUUAGCAAUUCAUUUAUUAAAUAAAAUACCCAACUUUAUUGAACGCUAAAAGUUUUUCUUGAUGGCAGGUGCAAAGGGCCAAGGCCGGCAGGGUGGUGGAAGCUACGAGCCCGUUUGACCAGUCGUACGUCGAUCUUUCGAAGCGUGCCCGCGCACCCAGCAAUAUCCACGCAGAGGGCGUGGUCAGGCGAUAAAAGGGAGGCGGUUGUCUGGUCCGGCAAAUAUGUAGCUCCCGCCGCACUGUCAGCUUCAAGGGGCUGUGCAACGAUUUAGGGUAUUGGGCUUUCGGCACCUGUGGGACCCAAGCACUAUUGUGCCCGUUACACAAAACAUGUAACAAACUAGCGUCACUCAUUAGAUCGUCAAAACUUAACGAGUUCUGAUAUUCGUUACCGUCCUAAGAACGUAACAAUAUACCCUUACGGUUACUUUUAAAAAAGAAUGAACGUUACUUUUGCGCCAAUUUGAAUAUUACUCAUAUUCGACAGUGGAAGGCCGAGGAUAUGAACUUAGACGACAGUUCAACUUCUAUGGAGUCAUUUCUUUGUGUGUUAUUAGUUUGUAAGAUUUGUUGCAUAUGUUUAUUAUUUUGAAAACUGGCUUUAUUGACUGUGCUCUCUUUUAUUUUCUCUUUUUCGCAAAUAAUUCAUUAAUUUUUUGCACGACAAUAAGGGCUCAGCAAUAAACUUUGGUUGAAUAAAACGCUGGUUUGAACAAAGAAGUAA
Ixodes scapularis (black-legged tick) is the source of this 9086-nucleotide messenger RNA. RefSeq names its product gastrula zinc finger protein XlCGF7.1-like. Gene Ontology annotation, biological process: regulation of transcription by RNA polymerase II. NCBI's taxonomy places the organism in Eukaryota, Metazoa, Arthropoda, Arachnida, Ixodida, Ixodidae. Bases 1055 to 2074 code for a protein of 339 amino acids. The record is from RefSeq and is a predicted model, not a curated record. The transcript is spliced from 4 exons. Gene Ontology annotation, molecular function: RNA polymerase II cis-regulatory region sequence-specific DNA binding; DNA-binding transcription factor activity.